GGCACCCCAUUCCUGGCCUCUGUCUCCCGCACCCUAUCCCUUCACAGCCUGUGCUCUAGGGGACUGGAGAUUUCCAAAACCUGACCCGAUCCCUCCCCAGUUCAGUUCCUUCUACUGCUUUGGGUGGAAGGCUGGUCGUUGUGUUAAAAGGCAGGAAGGGAGAAAGUUGCAUUUAAACUUUAGGAGCUGCGUCACGGCAGUCUCCUGGAGAAAGCUCCGCCGAACGGGACAGAUUCUUUUUGCAACUUGGAGGCGCCGGGCGUGGGGAGGAGGCGGCGCGUGGGGCGGGGGCGCGCGGGGCCGGGGUGCAGGCGGGGACGCGGGGUGACGCGGGCCCGGGCCGCUGUAGCACACAGGGGCUCGGUCUCUCGGCUUCAGGCGGAGUCCGGCUGCACUAGGCUGGGAGCGCGGCGGGACGCGAACCGGGAGGCUGGCAGCCCGCGGGCGAGCCGCGCUGGGGGGCCGAGGCCGGGGUCGGGGCCGGGGAGCCCCGAGAGCUGCCGCAGCGGGGUCCCGGGGCCGCGGAGGGGCCAUGGCUGCCGGCAGCAUCACUUCGCUUCCCGCACUGCCGGAGGACGGCGGCGGCGCCUUCCCACCCGGCCACUUCAAGGAUCCCAAGCGGCUCUACUGCAAGAACGGCGGCUUCUUCCUGCGCAUCCAUCCAGACGGCCGCGUGGACGGCGUCCGGGAGAAGAGCGACCCACACGUCAAACUACAGCUCCAAGCAGAAGAGAGAGGAGUUGUGUCCAUCAAGGGAGUGUGUGCGAACCGGUACCUGGCUAUGAAGGAAGAUGGACGGCUGCUGGCUUCUAAGUGUGUUACAGAAGAGUGUUUCUUCUUUGAACGCCUGGAGUCCAAUAACUACAACACUUACCGGUCACGGAAAUACUCCAGUUGGUAUGUGGCACUGAAACGAACUGGGCAGUAUAAACUCGGAUCCAAAACGGGGCCUGGACAGAAGGCCAUACUGUUUCUUCCAAUGUCUGCUAAGAGCUGACUCUCUUUAGACACUGUCA
Rattus norvegicus (Norway rat) is the source of this 1016-nucleotide messenger RNA. It is a transcript of the gene Fgf2, whose product is annotated as fibroblast growth factor 2. Gene Ontology annotation, molecular function: growth factor activity; integrin binding; chemokine binding. The transcript has 3 exons. The record is from RefSeq and is marked validated. The coding region runs from base 533 to 997 and encodes 154 amino acids. Gene Ontology annotation, biological process: positive chemotaxis; fibroblast growth factor receptor signaling pathway; wound healing. Gene Ontology annotation, cellular component: nucleus; extracellular region; nucleoplasm. Lineage: Eukaryota; Metazoa; Chordata; Mammalia; Rodentia; Muridae.